UUAGCCCGCUGAUGUUUUCGGAAGGGGUCCUGCGGAUCUCUACGUACACACAUUCAAACAGGAAACCAUUACUCUCCGCUCAGUAAUAUUAUCUAGCGGGUUUAUUUUGUUAUUUCAAAAUGCUUUCAGCCUUUAAAUCCAUUCCGACGGAUAUGGACUAUAAAGGACAGAAACUUGCAGAGCAGAUUUUCCAAGGAGUCAUUCUGGUGUCAGCGGUGAUCGGCUUCAUCUAUGGCUUAUUUGUUCAACAGUUUGGAUGGACGGUUUAUAUAAUGCUGGCAGGAUUCACAGUAUCAUGUUUUCUCACCCUGCCUCCCUGGCCGAUGUACAGAAGAAAUCCUCUGAAGUGGCAGCCGGCUGUGCCUGAGGCAUCUGGAGAAAACCGUGACAAACCUCAAGAGAGCCAGAAGAAGAAGAAGCACAAGUGAUCUGCGGCGAUAUUCCAGUUUAGAUUUGACACAGUAAAGCCAUUUCGAUAAACAGGAGAGACUAACCUAUGAAAUCCUAUUCAGAGCAUUCAUUAUGUAAUAAAGAACUGUGUUUGGUACA
Messenger RNA from Carassius carassius (crucian carp), 549 nucleotides. RefSeq names its product signal peptidase complex subunit 1-like. Bases 120 to 428 code for a protein of 102 amino acids. The record is from RefSeq and is a predicted model, not a curated record. Gene Ontology annotation, cellular component: endoplasmic reticulum membrane; signal peptidase complex. The transcript has 4 exons. Lineage: Eukaryota; Metazoa; Chordata; Actinopteri; Cypriniformes; Cyprinidae. Gene Ontology annotation, biological process: protein targeting to ER.